UACCAGCACCGUCAAAUGGCGAUAACGAACGGAGCGGCAGAGGCGGGGGACGGCCGAAUCGGUUUUUUUUAGAGAUGCCACUAGUCUGUUGCCCUCGCCGCGGCUCGCGGCUGAAUCUCGCGGACCGAGCCCAUCGCCGGCCUCCACCUCGCACCAUCGCGCCCAAAUGCGACAUCUCCUCCCCUGGUCCGCUUCUAACCAGGAGGGCCGUUUCCGUCGGUUCGAUGCUCCUCACCGCCAUCCCUUUACCCGCCUCGUCACCGCAAUUCCUCGUGGCCUCCGCAUCAGAAACGGAGGCUGAAGUCGGGGGAGGAGGGGGAGGCGCAGCAGUGCUAGAAUUGGAACGGUACACUGACCAGGACCAGGGAUUCACCCUCCUCAAGCCCGCUUCAUGGCUCAAGGUGGAGAAGGCAGGCGCGACGGCGCUGUUUCAGCAAGAUGGGAAGGGGAGUAAUAAUAUUGGGGUCGUUGUCAACCCUGUCCGCCUCUCCUCGCUCAAGGACUUCGGAACGCCAGAGUUUGUCGCUGACAGGCUUCUGCAGGCAGAGAAGAAAAAGGAAAGUACCAAGUCUGCAGAAGUGAUUUCUACUGGAGAGAGAUCAGGUCGUGAUGGCCUGACAGUGUAUGAAAUUGAGUACUCACUUGAUAGCACCAGGGGAGGGAUGAAGCGGAUCUUCUCGGCUGCAUUUGUGGCUUCUAGAAAGCUCUAUCUGCUCAAUGUAGCCUACUCAGAUACCGUGGAGAAGCCCUUGGACAAUCAUACUAGACUUGUUUUGGAGGAAAUCCUUCAUUCCUUUGAUACUGUAUAGUUUAUUUCUCUCAAAAGGAGAUGUGUCAUGUAUGACUCUCUUUCUUGUUUCCAGAGUUCCUGUUUAGUUACAAACUUUAAUCCAAACGUUUUGUUCUUCAUAUUUAUUUGUAAAAAGAGUUAUAACCAAAGGAUUACAAUUAGAAAUGUUCUUUGUUUCUUUCA
Messenger RNA from Brachypodium distachyon (stiff brome), 973 nucleotides. RefSeq names its product psbP domain-containing protein 2, chloroplastic. Gene Ontology annotation, biological process: photosynthesis. NCBI's taxonomy places the organism in Eukaryota, Viridiplantae, Streptophyta, Magnoliopsida, Poales, Poaceae. The record is from RefSeq and is a predicted model, not a curated record. The coding region runs from base 75 to 809 and encodes 244 amino acids. Gene Ontology annotation, cellular component: photosystem II; photosystem II oxygen evolving complex; extrinsic component of membrane. Gene Ontology annotation, molecular function: calcium ion binding. The transcript is spliced from 3 exons.